CCUGCGUGACUUCAGCUUUAGAUGAGCUUGUCAGGGAGAACAGACACACAUGCUCACAAACACACGUACACACACACACACACUGGAACGGCUGUCAGCUCUGAAGGUGAAGUGGGCUGGAGGUCACUACAAUUGACACACACACACACACACACACACACAAGAAGAGAGACACACAGACACAUAUGGGCUCACACAUAACUCCUUGGUUGUGUGCACAGACGGGACUGCUAACCCAGAUUGAAGGUGACUGACAGUGGUGAGGCUCGACUUGAAGUGGGUGGUUGACUUUUUGCCACGGCCCCUGACAGUGGAACUCUCCUGAGGGACCUCCGCGCAGUUCAAUGGGAUUUUAAAGGGUUGACUGCUCUGCUCUGCUCACCCCUGCAGACUGUGAGUGCGUCCCUCCCAAGGACCUCCCGAGACCCCCUGACAACCCCCCCCGCACCCACCCCACGCCCCUCUCUCUGAUAGAGGCAGGAGCAGCUGAGCCCAGCCCCACCAAACACACACAACCUGAGGAGAAGUGAACAGACCCAGAGAAGACAGCACAGCGGGACUGAGGUGUGGGAGAGCGCGGUGUCACAGAUGGAUGUGUUAGGAGAGAUGGGGGGACUUCCUGACGGGCGGCUGAAGGAGCGCGCGGACGUUCCUCCCGAGGACGAGACCGUCUGCGCGGCUCUGGGGCGCUACGAGGCCACCCUGCGGGACGCCGUUCGGGAGAUCCGGGCGGACGUGGGCGCCUUCAAGGCGGGGGUGGAGCAGCGGCUGGACGAGGCGGGCCGGGCCAGCGGGCCCCUGGGCCGGGCCGUGUCCCAGCUCCAGCAGGAGAACCGGCAGCUCCGCGGCCAGCUGGAGGCGCUCACGCGUCAGCUGGAGGCCUUGACCGGCACGGUGUGCGACAGGAGCGCUCUGACCAAUCACAGCUCCCACCGGGGGACCCACUCGCCCGCUUCCCCCACCAGCGCCACCCCCCCGGGCGUCUCCGCCGGGCCCAGCCCGGCCCCUGCCCUCUCCCCCACUGCCACACGCUUCUCCAGCCGGGCCACCUUCGCCCUCUUCAACAAGACCAGCAGUGUGGAUCGGGAUGAGCCCAUUGAGGUAGAUCCAGCCCCAGCCCCUGCCCCUGCCCCUGUAGUGGUACAAAAUGGGCACCAGCCUGCAUCAGAGAGCUCUGCCCUGCCUGCAGAAGUGAGAUCGCCUCAUACUGAUGUCCCCCAAGAGCAUAUAGCCCCCAUGUCCAUGGUGAGGCCACACCUGCCCAUCACCGCCACAACCAAAAUGGCCGAAUCCUCUGUCGCCUCAGUAACUAAAAGCCAAGAGUCUCCAACCAGUCCUAUUCAAGCCCCGCCUUCGGCUCCGACAGAGGUGCAGCCACCCAGCCAUUCAACGAGUGACACGCCACCCCAAACUGUGUCAGAGACUCCUGUCAUACCAGCACCUACAGUGAAGACUUGGGCCCCAAGUCCCAUCCGAGCGAUGGGUUCCCCUCAGAUCCCAGAUAAGGCCUCUUCGGCACCUUCCAAGACAGUGAGUUACUCAGGAAUUGGCUCAGCCAAUACAGAGAGGGACGGGGAUGUGGGUGCGCCGAUGGCCUUUGGGCGGGGUGUGGAACGGAGGCGGGAGCUAGUGAGGUCACAGACGCUGCCCCGCUCCAUUGGAGCUCAGGCACGCCGCUCCCUCUUCGAGAAGCUGGACUCCGACCCCAGCAAGCCUAAAGCCAUGGACUCCAAGCCCAAACUGAAACGCUCUCAAAGUUUUGGGGUGUCCAGCGCCAGCAGCAUCAAGCAGAUCCUCCUGGAGUGGUGCCGGUCCAAAACCAUUGGAUACCAGAACAUUGACAUCCAGAACUUCUCGUCCAGUUGGAGCGAUGGCAUGGCUUUCUGCGCCCUGGUGCACUCCUUCUUCCCCACCGAGUUUGACUACAAUGCACUGACACCCACCAACCCCAAGCACAACUUUGAGGUGGCCUUUGGCACAGCAGAGGACAAGGCGGGCUGCGACCGGCUCAUUGAGGUGGAGGACAUGAUGGUCAUGGGCCGCAAACCAGACCCCAUGUGCGUCUUCACCUACGUCCAGUCCAUGUACAACCACCUGCGUCGCUUCGAGUGACGCGCCGAGACACGCCAGCUCCUAGCCCUGCUCAGGGACAGAACUCUAACACCUUCAGACGUCAGUUUGGCCAUGGACAUUAACAUACACUCAGAGACAACCCAAAGUUUACAAGUGCCUAGAGGAUGACAGUAAUGUGUGUGCAAGUAGCCCUGACUUAGCCUUCGCUGUACUUUCCUCCAACGUAGGGGGAAGGUUGCUCGCUAAACCAGUGAUCGCCCAUCUCGUUUUCAUCCACUCGUCCUGGCUGCCCUUACAAGCAGUGUCUCAGAGAGCAGUCAGAGAGUGCUGACCGGUGUUGGCAGUAGCAGUGGGCACGCUAGCUUUCUGUAAGUUAGCACCACUGUUAGAAGCAGAGUCAUUUUGCCUUUUCUCAACAGCUGAUCCAUCCUUAUUUCAGCAGACCACUGCAGUGCUGAUUUCCCAAAGAACAGCCAGGCCAACGCUAACAAGCUAGUGCGCUAGCUGGCAUUCUGUCCCUCCCUCCCUCUCUCUCCCUCUCUCAUACACAUUCUCUCCCUCUCUCUCUUUCUCUCUCUCUCUCUGACACACACACACUCUCUCCCUCGCUCUCUGCCCCCCCCCCUCCUCUGUUCAUGCUUGUUGUUCAGAGCAUACUGACAGAAGUAGAGGAGGGGGUAAAAGGCUAUGGACAUAUGCCCUGGUCUGUUCUGGUCUGGCCCACAGUGCUUGGGAUUGUGAGGCAGCAGCAAAGCCCUUGUGGAGAAAAGCAUCUGAUGAAUUCUGCCUCGUCUCACAGCCACAGAAAAGCCCCGGGAAGAACACAGACGCCAUCCAGUGGAACCACAUUCACAGACUGUCCAUACCUACCAUGAACAUUUUUACAAAACAUUUCAGAGGACUGGAGACUGUAAUUCAGUAGUGUUUCUUUUUUGUUUGCCUAGAAGGAGUGCUUGGGAGCUGUGGUAAAAUGUUAAUCUUUUUUUGGAAUGUUUUUGUGUUUGAUUCUAUUGCUGUUAGCAGGUGUUUGGCACCAUGUUUUGUUAAAGUGUUCCCCCUAUGUAAACCUCACCUUACUUCACCAAAGUGCCUGUGUCCUGUGGGAACUGCAUCUACUCUCAGGCUACAUAUUCACUGAUGGGAUAUAGUACAUGGCUCAGAACCUCAGUUUGACAGUUGCGUCAUUUAAAUUUCAGCAUUCGAGUGAAGGCAGGUGAGUGGAAAUAUUAUUCUGUCAUGAAACUGUGACCUACAAAUCACUGCCAAUGUGUGUAAAACUGUACUAGCUGGAAAAUGUUCAGAUAAAAGGUAAACUCUACCCUACUUACGAAUAUUUAUUAGGAUAGAAAAGGAGAACAGUUCCUGCUGUAUCUCUUUAGCAGGGAUUGGCUAAGUGUUUUCAUUGGAAAAUUAGCAGGGUAUUUUUCUAGUAGUCUGUGGCCUGUUGCAUACAAAAUCCUUUGACAUCACAUAUACAGGUACAUUGGAUAUGUAAAAAGAAUUAGUUAUGUAAAUAACAAUAAGCUCAACUGCUGACAGUGUUUGCUGUACUACUUGUGUGUGUGUGUUUGUGUGUUUGUGUGUGCGUGUAUGUAUGUGUGUGUGUGUGUGUGUGCACAUGUGUGUGUGUGUGUGCGUGUGUGUGUGUGUGUGCAUGUGGGCGUGUGUGUGUGUGUGUGUGUGGGCAUGUGUGUGUGUGUGAUUCAUGUUCAUGCAAUAGGAUGCAUUCACUAUGGUGGCUGAAGCUGAGAUCCACAAGAAGACCCAUGACUGUUUCCGGGGCACCAGAAAAAUAUAAAACAAGAUGAGAUUAAUCUUUACUCAUGCCAUCAUCUUUGUCACAUAUUCACAUAUUAGUGCUGAAGCCACCAAACGGUGCCUUAAUUAGCUAGAAAUAUAAUAUAUACAAUAUUAGUGCAAGUGUUAAUUGCCCCGUUUGUCACACACAUCUACAACAUUGGAGCGUGAGGAACGAGUUAAUGUCUGGCUUGUUAUUGCCCACUGCUGGUCCUUUAGUGUUACUGCAUAUAAUAAAAAUGUUGCUCUGCGUUCUUUGUUGAA
Molecule: messenger RNA, 4134 nt
Organism: Conger conger (European conger)
Lineage: Eukaryota; Metazoa; Chordata; Actinopteri; Anguilliformes; Congridae
Gene: smtnl2
Product: smoothelin, like
Exons: 10
Coding region: 589-2112 (507 amino acids)
Biological process (GO): actin cytoskeleton organization
Cellular component (GO): microtubule organizing center; filamentous actin
Molecular function (GO): protein binding
Source: RefSeq, a predicted model, not a curated record